AUGGCUAGCAGCAGCUCUCACAUGGAGCGUCUACGGACAAACGAUCUUGAACUGGGAGCCACUGAAGCGGUCCAGCAGCACUUCGCCCGCCGCAUUGUCGCACCCAAACCAGUCAGCCAACGCAAACUCGACUUCGAGCGAGCUCGACCACGAUGGCUACGUGAAUGCAUGGCAGAGGCAACAGGGGUGUUCUUCUAUGUCUUCCCCGGGAUAGCCGCUACUGCUGCCUUUACUGUUAAUAAAGAAGACGCUGCCUUCGGCUCCAUCUUCUCAAUCGGCUUCGCAUUCUCCUUCGGCAUCGCCUUUGCCAUCAUCACCUGCGGUCCUACCUCUGGAGGCCACUUUAACCCUGCCAUAACCCUGUGCUUCGCAAUUUGGCAAGGCUUUCCAUGGAAGAAGGUCCCGUACUAUAUCUUCUCGCAGAUCUUCGGUGCCUUUAUUGCGGGCCUCCUCAUGAUGGGAAUGUACCAUGAACAAAUAUCGGCCUACACGGAAGGACUGAGAGCUGCGGGACAUACCAAUAUGGCGUUCAAUGGCGGGCCUGCGAGUAUAUUAUGCUCGUUCCCGGGGGAGACGCAGCAUAAUCUGGGGUAUCUGUUCUUGAUUGAGUUCUUCGUUGACAGUUACAUCGGCAUCAUCAUCUGGGCCGUCCUAGAUCCCGCAAAUCCCUUCAUCUCCCCCUCCGGCGCCCCCUUCGUCAUCGGCCUCGCCUACGGCACAAUGGUCUGGGGUUACGCCCCCAUAACCAUCUCCACCAACCUGGCCAGGGACCUAGGCACACGCAUCGUCGCCGCCAUCUUCUACGGCGGCGAAGCCUUCUCCUACCACAACUACAGCUGGAUCAGCAUCCUCGUCAACGUCCCCGCGACGAUCUUUGCCACGGCGUACUACGAGUUCCUGAUGCGCGAUAGUCUGCAGAAGAUUGGAAAGGGCGCGGCGAUGCAUGAGGGUGGCGAGGAGGGGCUGGCGUUGCAUUUGACCAAGAGUGGGAUUGCGAUGGAGAGGGGGUCGACGAAUGCUACGAAGAUUGAGGAUGUUGCUUUGGUGUGA
Zasmidium cellare ATCC 36951 is the source of this 1050-nucleotide messenger RNA. RefSeq lists its product as uncharacterized. Gene Ontology annotation, molecular function: water channel activity; glycerol channel activity. Gene Ontology annotation, biological process: glycerol transmembrane transport; water transport. The coding region runs from base 1 to 1050 and encodes 349 amino acids. The record is from RefSeq and is a predicted model, not a curated record. Lineage: Eukaryota; Fungi; Ascomycota; Dothideomycetes; Mycosphaerellales; Mycosphaerellaceae. The transcript is spliced from 6 exons. Gene Ontology annotation, cellular component: plasma membrane.